AUAUCAUUCAACCAUCCGCCGGUCUCUAAUAAGCAGAGUGCAUUAAAAAGUCUCAGCCUAGGACCUGGCCGCGAUCGGUGAUUUCAAGUUUUUGACCCAAUUCUCAGAAUCCGCGACACGACAAUAUCAAAUAUCACAGAAUGGCUUUUAACGUGUCAUCGAUGGUACAGCUACGCGAGGCGCGAGUAGAAGGUGAUAACUGGACUGGAUUGACUAAUGCAGCCGAAAGGAGGAAGCGGCAGAAUCGACUGCAUCAAAGAGCCUGGCGCCGAAAGAAGGCCGCUCAGCUACCAGCUGGCGACCAGCAUGAGUCCCAUGAGCAGGAGUUCCAUGGACAAACGACACCGUCUAAGCCAGAUGUAGAUAAUCCUCUGGCACAAGAGAUCAUGAAUCUCUUAAAAGCCGAUCCACGUGUGCCGUCCCAUCUUUAUACACAGCUCAGGCCCUUCGCUCAUUGGGAGGAGUUUCAUGCGCAACUUAAUGCUAUAAAUGAAGUGUACGGGAUACCAGAUCGCCCAUGUUAUAAUCUCAGCCAACGACAAGACCUCACGCAUGGUGCGAGGUAUAAUCCACCGAGCCUUAAACGGCAAACAAUCCCACCCGUGAUCCCAUAUCUCGAUAGCCACAACCAGGCUAGAAUUACCAUCCCAAAUUUUGCUUUUCCUAUCUCGGCAGACCAUCGGCUCCUUGUCUUAAUCCAAUACAACGUUCUUCGAGCGUUCAUUACCAACAUGUCUAUCUUAUCAACCACCGACCGGAUGCCCCUCGAAUGCAGCGCAGCUCUCGAUAUAAAAAGCAUACUUCCUCCUCCUAAGACUAUACCCCCUAACUUUGAACCGACCCAGGUCCAGAAGCGUGUGGCGCAUGAUUUUUGGAUAGAUAUUGUUCCGUGGGGUGGCAUGCGAGAUAAUCUGAUCCUGAACCACGGCAGGUAUGAUGAAGAUGAUCUCUGCGUAGACAUGGCUGGUGGACUCUACGAAGGGUUUGACGAGGUAGAAUCUAGGGGGCUGGUAGUAUGGGGAGAGCCAUGGUCAGAAAUGGGCUGGGAAGUUACCGAGGGCUUUGCGACAAAAUGGCCGUUUCUGUUGAAGGGAUGUCAUACUCUGAUCGAAUCGACUAACAGGUGGAGGGAAUCCAGAGGAGAAGAGAAACUGAUUAUUGAUGUAUGAGUGUUUUUAUAAAUUUUCUUUUUUUCAUUGGCGUUGAAACAUUUAUGUACUUGUAUAUGAGGUAGG
Daldinia decipiens is the source of this 1235-nucleotide messenger RNA. RefSeq lists its product as uncharacterized. The transcript is spliced from 3 exons. Bases 141 to 1169 code for a protein of 342 amino acids. The record is from RefSeq and is a predicted model, not a curated record. Lineage: Eukaryota; Fungi; Ascomycota; Sordariomycetes; Xylariales; Hypoxylaceae.